CCAGUCUCGGCGGCUGCAGCAUCAGCACCGGCAGCGGCACCUCCGGCGGGGCCAUGAAGGUGAAGAAGGGCGGCAGCGCAGCGGCCAACGGGGCAGCCGGAGCGGGCGCCGCCACCGCCACCGCCGGCCUGUGCAGCGAGGACGAGCUGCUGCGCAAGGCGGCCAUCAGCCCGGAGGACGUGCUGGGGCUGGGCAAGAUCACCUCGGAUUACCUGUGCACCCCGGAGGAGAACGUUUACAAGAUCGAUUUCACCCGGUUUAAGAUCCGGGAUAUGGAAUCCGGCACGGUGCUUUUUGAGAUCACCAAGCCCCCCGCUUCAGAACGUGAGCGCAGCGAAAAGAAGGAGGGCGACCCCAACGCCGGACGGUUUGUGCGGUACCAGUUCACCCCGGCGUUUCUACGGUUGCGGCAGGUGGGAGCCACGGUGGAGUUCACCGUGGGGGAGAAGCCCAUCAGCAACUUCCGCAUGAUCGAGAGGCACUAUUUCCGGGACCAGCUGCUCAAGAGUUUCGACUUCCAGUUUGGCUUCUGCAUCCCCACCAGCAAGAACUCCUGCGAGCACAUCUACGAGUUCCCCCAGCUCUCCGAGGACCUCAUCCAGGAGAUGAUCCUUCACCCCUACGAGACGCAGUCGGACAGUUUCUACUUUGUGGACAACAAGCUGGUGAUGCACAACAAGGCCGACUACUCCUACAGUGGGGGGCCCUGACCCCCCCUUCCCCUCCCGAUGGGGGUCCGGGAGCCUCGACUCGCCGGCCGGCUGCAAGACGGGCAGCCGGAUUGGACUCUGCGUGGAACCGGCCUCUGAGACUGACUAGCUGAAGCUCUCCCUCCCCCAUGAUGCCCCCCCCGGACUUUGGAGGCAGCGCCCCUCAUCCCCUGCCUUGGGGAAGUGGGGGAAACCGUGACCCCACCCUCCGUAGCUGCCAGGCAUUGAGGCGCUCCCAGUAGCUCCUUGUCUCCCUAUUGUUGGGGAAGGGUCUUCCUCGAACCCCCUCUCGUGCUUGGGGGGAUCAUUUUGGUAGAAAUUCUACUCCCCCCUCCCCCACCCAAGAAGAUCAGCAGGAAUCGUGGGAACUCCAGAAUGACACAGCCCCCCCCCCCUCAUUCCCAGCUCCGAAUGUCCAUGGGCAAAGACCCCAGACCCAUUUGUUUUGGUUGCUGUUUUUGGCUCAGUCCUCCAGGGGUGGGGGCAGCCAAAGACUCUAUUGGGAGGGUCUCUCCUGGUGGGCCCCCUUUGCCGUCUCGGUGGGAAAAGGGGAGGGGGCUUCUGCUGUUGCUGCUGCAAAAGGGCUCCUGAAACCAUGUUUGAUGUGGUGGGUGAAUAGAAGACAUGCUUUCUCCAA
Molecule: messenger RNA, 1347 nt
Organism: Pantherophis guttatus
Lineage: Eukaryota; Metazoa; Chordata; Lepidosauria; Squamata; Colubridae
Gene: UNC119
Product: unc-119 lipid binding chaperone
Biological process (GO): mitotic cytokinesis; visual perception; negative regulation of clathrin-dependent endocytosis
Cellular component (GO): spindle midzone; intercellular bridge; spindle pole
Molecular function (GO): lipid binding
Source: RefSeq, a predicted model, not a curated record